Messenger RNA from Cornus florida, 1613 nucleotides. Its product is annotated as D-cysteine desulfhydrase 2, mitochondrial. Lineage: Eukaryota; Viridiplantae; Streptophyta; Magnoliopsida; Cornales; Cornaceae. The record is from RefSeq and is a predicted model, not a curated record. Gene Ontology annotation, molecular function: D-cysteine desulfhydrase activity. The transcript is spliced from 7 exons. Bases 153 to 1505 code for a protein of 450 amino acids.
AACAGAAGUAAAAGAGUGCGCGCAGCACUUUCUGGAGCGCCAAUAGUGAUACCAUCAUCUGUUAUGGGUUUCCCUGAAAUUAUAUAAAAUGAUUAAAAUCCCAUGCUUUUGGGCUAUAAAGAACAGAAGGCUUGAACGGUCGGAAGCACAAAAUGAAACUUCAAAACCUACCGAGGAACUCUGCCAUUGCAGCCCUGAAAAACGAGUUUCAUUCUGGGCAAUACCCAAAUAGUCUUCAGGGUGUUUCCGGAGUCAAACUGUGUGGUAAAGACUUCAUAGCAAAGUUACUUGACAGAAGAUGGACAUUGCCACAACCAGAUGCCAAAAUUCACCAAGUAAUGGUAUCUGACAUGCAAAUACAACAUGGAGGCGGACCAUUUGGAAAUCUCUCAUUCAUAAACAAUACUCAUCCAUCUUUGGGUGAUAGUAUUGUGGAAAAUAGCAAUCAAUGCCGCCCGUCCUUUUAUGUUGUGAGGGAUGAUUUGUUGCACCCACUGGUAAAUGGUAAUAAGGCAAGAAAACUGGAUGGACUGUUUCCUCUCAUUGAAGAUCAUUCAGUAACUGAUGUGGUUACAUGUGGAGGUUGCCAAAGUGCACAUGCAGCAGCUGUUGCUGUUUCAUGUGCGGAGAAAGGACUGACUUCACAUUUGCUUCUCAGAGGAGAACAGCCUGAAAUUCCUACUGGCUACAAUCUUAUUUCCAUGCUAUAUGGAAAUGUUACUUAUGUUCCAAGAUCUCUUUAUGCAAAGAGGGAGGAAAUGAUUGCAAGGCAUGCAAAUUUGUUGGCAGGCAGCAGCGAUUCUGUUAUACGGCUCAGCGAUAUCUUUGAGGCUUCCUUUACAGUCCCAACAUCUGGAAAGUCAGACUGUGAGCGAAUUAAUGCUCAUAGACAUGCUGAAAAUUCAAAAAAGGUUGUUAUUGUCAAUGAAGGCGCUGGAGAUGCUGUAGGAUUACUAGGUGUAAUUCGCCUUGUUCAGUAUUUAUCCCAGAAUCAUUUACUUGGAAAAGAGCAGGCCUUAAAAUUUGUUGUUGAUGCUGGUACUGGGACAACAGCUGUUGGUCUAGGACUUGGGUCCAUAUGUUUAGGGCUCCCAUGGGAGGUAACUGCGGUGAUGCUAGCUGAUUCUAUAGAUGGAUACAGAAAACAGGAAGAACGCUUGGUUUCUGAUUUCCGGAGGUGUUGUGCUUUUCCUCUUGUGGAUGAAGUCUUAAGCAGAGUGAAUGGUGGAGUUGUGCACUGGGUAGAACGUAGCUGCCCGAGAAAGUUUGGUAAUGUGUUGACAGGAGAAGUUAAGGCAUGCCAACAAAUUGCUCAGCAAACUGGUGUUCCAGUGGAUCCUGUGUAUACAUUAGCUGCUUGGGAACUAGCUACACAACUUGGCCUCGAGGCGGCAAAAGGAGGUGCAGCAGUAGUGAUGCUUCACACUGGUGGUACACUCGGCAUGUUUGGUUUAGCGCAGCGGUACAAGUCUUACUUCCACACACUCAAAAAUAAAGAACGGUGAAUAAAUUGUUCUCCAGAACAAAAAAAUAUAUAUACAGACAUUAUUUUCUACAUGAAUACUUUGAAUUAUGUAUUAUAUUGGAAAUGAAACUUGAUUUGUGCAAUGCAA